AUGCCAGGAAAAGUCCCUAGCAGGAGCUCGAGGACAUCCGUCUCUGGAUCCCGCAAAUCAUCUACGGUGGAACCAGGUAGUCGCAGAUCUGCUACAUCCAAAUCCUCAGCGCCAUACGUUGAGAUUCCAGAAGAGACACCCGACAAUGAGUUGCGCGCGCAAAUUUCAUCUAUAUUUCGAGAUUCCCAAAGAAACACUGCAUCGCAUAGAAAACUGGUCGUCAACUUGCGUAAAAUACAAGAGGCCUGCUGCUAUGAGCCAACUAGCAAGAAAAAUAAAACUGGUGCGGAAGAUUUUGAUGAGGAGGAAUUUACAUACGAGUUCACAAGAUGUGUUCUAAGAGUGAUGCCGAUCAAGAAGAGUGAGAGUGUUGGAGAAAAGGCGAUUCGUUUUAUCGGGCUGUUCUUGAGACAUGCUAAUGAGAAGGACAACGAAGUGACCCCAGCAAAUGAAGAGGAGGAUGGAGUCUUGGUUGAGACGCCGAGUACUAGACUCACAAGUCACCUCAUGACGACUAUAUUGCCUCUUCUGACGGCCAAAGAGAAAUUUGUGCGAUUCAGAUCCACGCAGCUGAUUUCGCAUAUUAUUAAUUCUCUCGAUUCGAUUGAUGACGAUCUCUUUCAACAACUCCGACAUGGGCUUCUGCGCAGAAUUCAUGAUAAAGAAGCGAUGGUGAGAGUGCAAGCUGUGCUAGGUCUUGGCAGAUUGGCUGGAAACGAAGCAGAAGGGGAGGCAGAUGAAAGCGAUGACGAAUCCUCCGGGGGUUUGCUUGUAAAACUAUUGGCGGUUUUGCAAAAUGAUCCUAGUGCCGAUGUUCGAAGGUCUCUUUUGAUCAAUUUACCAAUAUUACCAAAUACGCUACCAUACUUGCUAGAAAGGGCCAGAGAUCAGGACCCUGCAACUCGUCGGGCACUGUAUUCUCGACUUCUGCCAGCUCUCGGGGAUUUCCGUCAUUUAUCACUUUCGAUGCGUGAAAAGUUAUUACGAUGGGGUCUUCGCGACCGAGAUGAAAACGUUCGCAAAGCGGCAGGGAGACUCUUCAGAGAACGUUGGAUUGAAGAUUGUUUGGCAUCAGCUGCAGCAGAAUCUGUGGAAGGUGAGGUAGCCGAAGAAAAUAGAGCGCCGAACAUGGACGCGCUAUUAGAGCUUCUCGAAAGAAUUGAUGUUGUUAAUUCUGGGGUUGAAAAUGGGGUUGCGCUAGAGGCGAUGAAGGGUUUUUGGGAGGGGCGACCCGAUUUUCGAGACGCCGUUACAUUCGAUGAUCACUUCUGGGACACUUUAUCGGCGGAAGCUGUAUUCAUGGCAAGGAGUUUCAAUGAUUUCUGUCGGAAUGAUGGAAAUAGCAAGUAUGAGGCUUUGAUUGAAGAGAAAAUGCCCGAAGUCACGAAGCUGGCAUUUUACCUCCACAGGUACACCGCCGUUUUGGUAGAGACUCUCAAGAGGAUUGCAACACAGGAGGAGAUCACCGAGGAUGUAGCGGAAGAAGAAGAUACAGUAGAGCAAGAAUUCAUUGUCGAGCAACUACUCCACAUUGCUCGAACUCUGGACUACUCAGAUGAAGUUGGACGACGGAAGAUGUUUACGCUUCUGAGACAGCACUUGGCGAUUCCGGAGCUGCCUGAGGAAGUUACCAAACUAACCGUUGAAGUCCUCAGAGGAAUUUGUGCCGCAACCCCUGCUGGUGAAAGGGAAUUUUGUAGUGUAGUCCUGGAAGCUGUUGCAGAUGUUCAUGAUACGGUUACGGAUGAACAAGACUUCGAGGAUGCGGAAGAGAGCUUCCAUUCUGCAAGAUCUGACGUCAGUGAUGACGAGAAGCCCACUAGAGGCAAGAAAAAGCCUCCAAUGACAGAGGAAGAGGAGCAAGAGAAAGCGGUCCGUGAAAUUAUGGUUAAUAUGAAAUGCUUGCAUAUUGUGCAAUGUAUGCUUGAAAAUGUUGAAGGAAGUCUUAAGGAGAAUCCGGAUCUUGUAGCCAUGCUCAACAACCUUGUUGUGCCAGCUGUGCGUAGCCACGAAGCACCUGUGCGAGAACGUGGUCUUCUCUGUAUUGGCCUGUGUUCUCUUCUUGACAAAUCUUUGGCUGAGGAGAAUCUGGCUCUUUUCAUACAUUUCUUUAGCAAAGGCCACUCUGCCCUUCAGAUCACUGCUUUGCAGAUCUUGACCGACAUGCUCAACCAACACGGUGCCCAACUUCUAGAGUCGAAUCCUACAAUUUUGACCAAGGUCUAUUUGAAGGCUUUGAAAUCCGGCGCCAAAGACCCUGAAGUCCAGGCAGCAGCUACCGUUGCUGUUGCUAAGCUCUUGCUGGGACGUGUAAUUACGGAUGCUUCGUCUGCUAUCGAUGAUCUAUUGAAGACAUUGGUUGUCCUUUACUUUGAUCCCAGCACAGCUCACAAUCAAGGUGUUCGUCAAACACUUACCUAUUUCCUACCGGUCUACUGUUAUAGCAGAGCAGAAAAUCAAGAUAGGAUGCGUGGAGUGGCAUUAGAUGCCAUGCACAAACUUUUUGAAACCCAAGAUGACGAUGAGGAUGCUGAGGCUGAAAUGGUUGGUCUUGGGACGAUUGGUGCUCAUUUGGUAGAUUGGACAGACCCUAGAAAAUGCUAUGUUCCUGGAAAUCAACUCACGUUGUCCGAUGAUGCAGCUAAGAAGGUAGUCAAUGGAGAUGUCCAUCUUGACUUUGCUAUGGAUAUUCUAGAGAGGUUAAACUCUUCUAUGAGACUGGAAGAAAAGAAAACUCUCACACCGCUCCUCGCCAAACUUCAUAUCUCACCAGCCUCGUCCGAGGAUAAGCUUCGCGCCACAUAUGAGGAGGUGACUGAGGCCGUCGAGAACAAAAAGUUGGGCCUCGAUGCUACUGGUAGAAAUGCUUUGUUCAAGAUACACGUUACUCUUGGCAAGAUUGUAAAUUCUCUCGCCGAAAAAGAUACGAGAGAGGAAAGUGUUUUGAGAGGAGGAAGUGUGAUGAGAGACAGUGUAAGGGGCGAAAGCGUCCCAAUUGGUGACAGCAACAGAAGCAGGGCUGGAAGUGUGGAGUCGAAAAAGAGCAGAGGCCCGGAAGUGAUAAUGGACAGCCAAAUCAAAAUGGAAAGCGUAGAAGAAGAUGAAGAAGAAAACGCGGAGGAAGAAGAUGUCGAUGAAAGCGAAGGAACGAUCAUUGCUGAGCAAGAAAAGACCAUUGUUCCUCCCGAGGAGGAGGAAUCGUUGUUAGAACAACAAUUGCAGGAUAGUCUGGUUGAAAGUCUCUUGGAUGAUGAUGGAGAUAUUGAGAUGGGUAUGUAG
Botrytis byssoidea is the source of this 3279-nucleotide messenger RNA. RefSeq lists its product as uncharacterized. The record is from RefSeq and is a predicted model, not a curated record. Gene Ontology annotation, cellular component: condensed chromosome; condensin complex. Gene Ontology annotation, biological process: mitotic chromosome condensation. Lineage: Eukaryota; Fungi; Ascomycota; Leotiomycetes; Helotiales; Sclerotiniaceae. The coding region runs from base 1 to 3279 and encodes 1092 amino acids. The transcript is spliced from 2 exons.